Trichoplusia ni (cabbage looper) is the source of this 1946-nucleotide messenger RNA. Its product is annotated as spindle pole body component 110-like. The transcript is spliced from 10 exons. Lineage: Eukaryota; Metazoa; Arthropoda; Insecta; Lepidoptera; Noctuidae. The coding region runs from base 350 to 1732 and encodes 460 amino acids. Gene Ontology annotation, cellular component: centrosome. The record is from RefSeq and is a predicted model, not a curated record. Gene Ontology annotation, biological process: regulation of cilium assembly.
UGACAUAAAAUAACAAUCGUUUUUUUAUCGAUUAGACCAUAACGACAAAACGAAAUAAACUCAAAAUCCAUUUGCCAAAAUAGUCUCAUGACACAACAUAAUGUUAGCUGUUUGUAGGCCGUAUCUUUUUGCUAAAAAAUCUCUUUAAAAAAUCUGGCCAGUAAUAAAAUAUAAUCCAAUUGACAUUUCCUAAAAGAUUCUUGGUAGUUGUGAUUAUUUUGUAUAGUUAAUUUAAUUUCGUUAUAUUUUGCUUCAUCAAUACCGUUUAUUUUUUAAAUACUAGUACCCAAUAAUAAGAUUUAUACAAUAAAUUGAUAUACGCCUCCAUUUAUAGUUCACUAUAGUGUUAAUGCCUCAGUCAGAAUACUGGCCGUUCACCAAAGGGAAGACGGCAGAAAAUGUUGAAUACAGUGAUAAAUCGGCAAUAAAACAGCUGGGAGAUAUGGAAGGAGAAGUGAAAGAAAUGCAAAUGGAGUUGGCAGCUAUUAAAAGAGAUAGAAUGGAUUUAUUCUCGCGAAAACAAUCAAAAGGAUUUGUUUUAGAAGCUGAAGAAAUGCUUAAAAGUUCAGAACCACACCACUAUUCACCAGAAGAGAACUUUACGAAGUACCCCGAAGUAGCAAAACUUCGGGAGGAAUUAAUUAAAGCCAAAAAAGCAGCUGACGAAGAAAGAUAUCAGCGAGAAAAAUAUGAAUCCAAACUGAAAGAUUUGGAAUUAAAGCUUAACAACAUUUGCUGUGCUGGAAUGAUCACCGAAAAAAAGGCACGAUUUCUUGAGACGAAGAAAUAUUCCGAUGAGGAAAUAACGGUUUAUAAAACACAAAUUCGUGAUAUGAAGGAGGAAGCGGAGGAGUUAAAAAUUACUUUGGUGGAGAAAACUGAACAGUUACAGGAAUACCGCAUAAAAUACCUACAAGCUCAACAGCAAGUAGAAGAACUGAAACGCCAAUUGGACGUGAUAGAAUUCGAUAACAAACAAGUGUCAGAUCAAAUUCAAAUAGAAAUACAGAAGAUGAAGAUGCAGUUUCAAGAGAAGCUGCAAGAGUUGGCACCUUUACCUGAUUUGUUGAAAGGAGCUCAGAUCCAACUUCAGGAAGCUAAACAACUUCAACGACUAGCUGAAGACAGUUCGCAGCAGCUCUCGAACGAGCUGCACAGAGUUAAGGAAAAGCUAGUGGUUGCUGUGAACAAUCUAAAUCAAGAGAAAGUCGACAGAUCCAAACUAACAGACGAGAAUAAAAUGCUGAAGGCGAUACUUGAUGAAAAGACCAAGGAAAUUGAUGACCUCAAUAGAAUUUUGGAUGAGUACAAGUGCAAAGCAACUAGAAACGAAGAAAAGUACUGUCAACAAGAGAUCCGUUACAAAGAGAAAUCAGCCGAAUGCUCUCAGCUAGCAAGAGAUUUGGACGAAAUUAAAGUGGAGAGUAAUAGAUCUUUGAGCAGAUGUAAGGACAGAGCGGACUCCAUGCGGAGAUACCUUCAGACUCAAAUAUCUGAACUCGAAAGGCAGUUGAUACAGAGUCGGGCUCACUGCAGAGCCUGCCAAAAGGAAAGGGACGAGAUACGUCAACGCAUGCAAAUUCAGAUAAAUAAUCUUCAAGAAAAUUUCGAACUAGUGGAGAUAAGGCUUCGGGCCUUACAGAAUCAGGUGACAUCACUCAAGAAUAGUUACACGGUUAUCCUGGCUGACGACGAAGAAGGCUCCGAAUUAAACAAAAUUAGCUCUGCGUGAUAAUAGCACCUAUCCCCUUAGCUGAAGAAGCUGUAUCAUCAUAGCAAUAAUGAUAAAAAUAGAAUAACUUGAAAAAAAAAACAUAAAUUUUUCCAACCCCUAGAUGCCGUACUGUUGGCAUCAAGCAGUGAAUAAUUAGGUAAUAAAUAAAAAAAAACGAUAAAAAUUUAAUGUCUACCUAAUUCCAGUAAACCGUUCUUGCUUCAAAGGUGAA